GUAAAUCAAGACGCGCAACCAGUGAACGACCUACACUAAUCACAGUACAAAGUACUUUUACAAUUUGUUUAAUCAUGUAAAAGAUUAGACAAGUACUGUUGUUCGCAAUAAACUUGAAAUAUGCAUGGUUCUUUUCAAAAAUCAUCUGGCAUUAUCGAAAUUGAGAAAAGAAAAAGAAUUGAAUGAUAUUCUGGUCAUAAGUGCAUAAUAAUUGUGACUUGAUAUGUGGACUAACUGCUUUGGUGCAGCAUAAAAUUAUUACCCAUGACAUUUUAAUGUUAUAAGAGUUAACUGAGUGUAGAACAAUCAUUAUUUUCGGACAACCGGAAAACAAUCACAUUCAUAAACUGAGUAUGUCCAGAAGGAAACUUGGUGGUGACAAACAAUUUAGCAACGUGGAUUAUACUCAGCUUACUGAAACAGAUAAUGGUUUCAUUGAUUCUCAGUUUGUGAAUCCACCUGUAAAAAUACCAUGGAAAGCUAUUACAUUAGCAGCUCUUCUUUUUAUUGGAGGUACCAUCAUGCUUAUCAUGGGAAGCCUAAUUGUGAGUGGACACUUUGAUUCUAAGUAUUCAGACCGUAUGUGGCCAGUUAUUAUUUUAGGAAUUUUAAUGUUUAUACCAGGGGCUUAUCAUAUGAGGGUAGCUGUUUUAGCUUAUCAGAAAGUACCUGGUUAUUCCUUUGAUGAUAUACCAGAAUUUGAUUAAUCAAAUGCUAUCUGUUUAUGUAAAAUUAAUUAGAAAUUCUAAUUCUUCUUUAUUAACACAUUAUCUGUUGAAUUUACACAAAGUUUUAUAGAUGUUACAUUACCCAUAUUUAUAUUUUUGUGGUACUUUAACCAGUUAUAAAUAAUCCUUGAAAGAAAUGUAGGACAAUGUAAUGCAGUAUUAUAUUAUAAUAUUUGCUUUAUGCAAAUGAAUAGUGAGUUUAAUUGCAUACUAUGAAAACAUAUACAGAAUAUUCAUACCAAUGUGUAAUGAAUUUAUUUUCAAAGUAAUAACACCAUAUUGGUAUAAACUGUAUGGCCAGAGCUUUUCAAUGUCACACAUAAUAUUAAGAACAGGUACAAAAUACACUGAAAGAUAAUUAUAAUACUAUUAUUUAAAACUAUUUUAUUGCAUGGAUAGCUAUACACCUUUAAAUAUAUUUUACAUAUACUACGAAAAAUAUUCAUUAUUAUUUCACGGAAUAUUCAACUAAAAACUGCGUCAUAUGUUUUAUAAUUUGUAAUAAGCAAUGUAUAAUGUAAAUAUAAUUGUAUCUGUCAAUUAUUACAUUUAAAUGUAAAGAAUUAAAAUUAUACUUAAAGUUAAAUAAUAAUUGGAGUAUUAUACGUAGAUAGACUACAUACUACAAGUUUCAAAACGUAAAAUUUAAACAUUUUAUCCAAAAUAUUAAGAGUUAUAUAAUUAUAACACCUUUAUUAGUCUUGAUUAAAUUAUAAGUCGUGAUCAAACUCCCGAUUAUAAAUUACAAAGAUGCAGAGUUACAUUAUUCAUAAUGCUCAGUUUGCAAAUACGCUAAAACGCUUUUAUUACUUAGUCUACAUACUUUGUCUCUAGCUGUUUUCAUCAUUGAAAUAGGCGGAUCAAAUUUUUGUUGUAACAUUUUUUGCAUUAGCAACCUGCUUGCUUCGACCGUUUUAUUACACUGAUUUUUUCCGGUAUCAUAAUUAAGUUGAUUUUCUAAGGGGAUGCUCUAUGAAUAAAAUAAAAGUUAAUGGAACUAAUGGAAUUUUUAAAAUAAAGUACAAGAAAAAAUUGUAAUUUACCUCAAAAA
This is a messenger RNA of Osmia lignaria (orchard mason bee), 1779 nucleotides long. RefSeq names its product transmembrane protein 230. Gene Ontology annotation, cellular component: endomembrane system. Lineage: Eukaryota; Metazoa; Arthropoda; Insecta; Hymenoptera; Megachilidae. The record is from RefSeq and is a predicted model, not a curated record.